AUGGACAAGCUACACAAUUUCAUUGCCAGCGUGACUGGUCAAGAGAAGAUCGGUUUCAUUGACUCGUCGCAAACCUCACUUUAUGUGGCAGCGGCAGCAAUAGCCUUCAACCCUAUCUUCUGGAAUAUUGUUGCGAGACAAGGCAAGCCAGGCUUCAUCUUUGGCUCGCCGUACUAUGGCUGCUAUGCACUAGCAGUCACGAUAUUCUCUUUGGGCAUUUUCCGCGACUCUUUAUACAAGACGGCACUUGACGAACAACCACUCUAUCCCCCUAUCCAUCAGCCAAUUGCAGGGAUUGCAUGCUUUGUCGCUGGGAAUGUUCUUGUUCUAUCGAGUAUGUGGGCCUUAGGUGUCACUGGCACGUAUCUAGGCGACUAUUUCGGCAUCUUGAUGGACUCCAAGGUCGAAGGCUUCCCUUUCAAUGUAACUGGUGCUCCUAUGUACUGGGGCAGCACUUUGUCGUUUCUGGGAACCGCACUAUACACAGGCCGGGCCGCUGGCGUUCUGCUCACUCUUGAAGUCUUUGUGCUAUACUUGUUGGCAUUGCAAUUCGAAGAUCCUUUCACCGCCGCGAUUUAUGCAAAGAAGAACGCCAGACCCGUGACGCGAUCAAUGACGAAACAGAAGGAUCGCAAGAAGGCAUGA
Exophiala spinifera is the source of this 645-nucleotide messenger RNA. RefSeq lists its product as uncharacterized. Lineage: Eukaryota; Fungi; Ascomycota; Eurotiomycetes; Chaetothyriales; Herpotrichiellaceae. Gene Ontology annotation, biological process: phosphatidylcholine biosynthetic process. The record is from RefSeq and is a predicted model, not a curated record. Gene Ontology annotation, molecular function: S-adenosylmethionine-dependent methyltransferase activity. Bases 1 to 645 code for a protein of 214 amino acids. The transcript is spliced from 5 exons.